This is a messenger RNA of Sinocyclocheilus grahami, 288 nucleotides long. RefSeq names its product AP-2 complex subunit mu-like. The transcript has 3 exons. NCBI's taxonomy places the organism in Eukaryota, Metazoa, Chordata, Actinopteri, Cypriniformes, Cyprinidae. The record is from RefSeq and is a predicted model, not a curated record. The annotation marks the transcript as partial.
CUCGGAGCGCAGUAUUAGCUUCAUCCCUCCCGAUGGAGAGUAUGAGCUCAUGAGGUACCGUACCACUAAAGACAUCAUCCUCCCCUUCCGCGUCAUCCCAUUGGUCCGUGAGGUGGGCCGCACCAAGCUGGAGGUAAAGGUGGUGAUCAAGUCCAACUUCAAGCCCUCCCUGCUGGCACAGAAGAUAGAGGUUCACAUUCCUACUCCACUCAACACCAGUGGGGUUCAAGUUAUCUGUAUGAAGGGAAAAGCCAAGUACAAAGCCAGUGAGAAUGCCAUUGUUUGGAA